Messenger RNA from Eutrema salsugineum, 1548 nucleotides. Its product is annotated as probable receptor-like protein kinase At1g33260. Gene Ontology annotation, molecular function: ATP binding; protein kinase activity. Gene Ontology annotation, cellular component: plasma membrane. NCBI's taxonomy places the organism in Eukaryota, Viridiplantae, Streptophyta, Magnoliopsida, Brassicales, Brassicaceae. The transcript is spliced from 2 exons. The record is from RefSeq and is a predicted model, not a curated record. The coding region runs from base 240 to 1295 and encodes 351 amino acids. Gene Ontology annotation, biological process: protein phosphorylation.
CUCUCUCUUCUUAAUCCCAAAAAUAUAACCUUUUCUCUCCUCUCCUUCUUCUUCUUCUUUUAUCACAAUCCACCAAACACAAAACACAUUCCUAAAUAAGAUCUCCACUUUCCGAUCCUCUUGUUCCUUCUUUGUCGGCAGUUACAAACCCUUUAAGUUUCCCCGAAACCCUCCUUCUUAAUCAGAGACUCCUCACUCAAAAAUUUCAACACUUCUCUUCUCUUUCUCUGUUUCCCAAAAUGUCUUGUCUUUUAAGCUGCGUCCGUUUCGAUGACUCGACCACGACCACCGACAACAAACCCACCACGAUUACUGGAUCUGUCUCUGUCUCCGGCGUAACCUGUUAUACCUGGGACGAUGUCGAGUCCCUCACUUCGAAUUUCUCUAGACUCAUCGGUUCCGGUGGCUACAGUAGUAUCUACCUGGCUCGCUUGUCUGGCUCAAACAAAGCCGCUCUCAAGGUUCAUGUCGGUAGCCAUCGUCUUUAUCAGGUGUUUAAGUCCGAGCUUGAAAUCUUGCUUCGUCUUCAACAUCCUCACAUUGUCAAGCUUCUCGGUUACUUUGACGAUUCAGAAAGUGGUGCACUUCUACUAGAAUACCUUCCACAAGGUAACCUCCAAGAGAAGCUAAACCGCAACAGCAAACAAGUCUUGCCAUGGAGAAACCGGACCGCAAUAGCGUUUCAGGUCGCGCAAGCGAUCGAGCACAUUCACGAGAGAUGCAGCCCUCAGAUUGUUCACGGGGACAUCAAAUCAUCAAACAUCCUCCUUGACAAGCAUUUCAACAGCAAGCUCUGCGACUUCGGAUCCGCCAAGGUCGGGUUCUCGUCUAUGGUUCAGCCUUCCACAACGACGAUGUCUUCUUCACCACGCUCCAAGCAAGUGAGGAUGAUCGGGUCUCCAGGGUACACUGAUCCUCACUACUUGAGAACCGGGAUCGCUUCCAAGAAGAUGGAUUUGUACGGGUUUGGAGUGGUGCUUCUUGAGUUGGUUUCGGGUAAAGAAGCGGUUUGCGCCGAGAGAGGUGAGAUGCUUGUGCACAAAGCUGCUCCGUUGGUUCAUGAGAUUCUUGAUUCGAAUUCAGAUGUUGCAGAGGAGAAAGUGAGACAGUUCUUGGAUCCAAGGUUGUCUAGGGACAGUAGUCUUGAUAUUGAUGAGGUUAAGACAAUGCUCUGUGUGGCUGCUUUCUGUCUUCGCAGCCCUCCAUCUCUUAGACCUUCGGCUUCUCAAGUAGUCCAAGCUCUUGUCCACAAGAUCCCAUCUCUGUCUUUCCUCGACUGUGGAAAAGAAAUGUGAGUGAUGAUAAGACGGUGAAAGGUUUAGGGUAGUGAUUGGUAUAUAAGACGCAGAAAAUAUCUGAAUUUUGCCAAGAAGAUUUGAGUUUCGAUGUAUAGGAGAUUCUGCAGAAACCCAAAAGAAGAAAAAGGAAGAUUCAAACUCUUCUUCUGCUUAGUGAUGUGUACAGUAAACAGCAAACAACAUUUUCAUGUAACAAAGUGGAUUUUGCAAACAUUACUGUGUGCAGUAUAACACAAAUAUUUGGUGAAUC